This is a messenger RNA of Bolinopsis microptera, 2409 nucleotides long. RefSeq names its product CCR4-NOT transcription complex subunit 6-like. Gene Ontology annotation, biological process: nuclear-transcribed mRNA poly(A) tail shortening. Gene Ontology annotation, cellular component: nucleus; cytoplasm; CCR4-NOT complex. The transcript has 10 exons. Gene Ontology annotation, molecular function: protein binding; poly(A)-specific ribonuclease activity. The record is from RefSeq and is a predicted model, not a curated record. NCBI's taxonomy places the organism in Eukaryota, Metazoa, Ctenophora, Tentaculata, Lobata, Bolinopsidae. The coding region runs from base 35 to 1708 and encodes 557 amino acids.
AAUUGAAGGAAUUUUUAAACUUCUGCCACAGAGUAUGACAGGUAUCCUUUUUAACAUCAAAAUGUGUCCUGAUAGCAAUGUAAACGAAAGAAGAAUGGCUCAAGACUUGAUAACCAAUUUAGAUCCCUAUAAUGGGGUCUGUGAAAAAUAUGAAAAUGGAAAAAGACGCAUGUAUGUCAUUUUAUCCCCUGAGGAGGUGGCAGCUGGUAAGACGACCUGCUGGACAGAGUUAGAUAUUCAAAACAAGGGAAUCAAGAACUUUAGUCCACACCUGUGGGAGCUGCGCCACCUUACUGCUCUCUACCUCAACAAUAACAAGAUCUCCAGACUGCCUCCGGAGAUCUGCCAGCUACAGAACCUCGUCCACCUGGACCUCUCCAACAACAAACUCAGGAGUUUGCCGGUGGAGCUGGGUGACAUGUUGAAGCUACAUGAUCUGCUGCUCACUAACAACUCUAUCCGUCUCCUACCCUACGAGCUAGGCAGAUUGUUCCAGCUCACUAAAUUAGAACUAGAGGGCAACCCUCUCACCCCUGAACUUUUACAGAAGUCGAGAGAAGUGAACGGUACACAGAAGCUGCUCCAGUUCCUUCUAGACACAUUGGAAGCUCCAGACUCUCCGCCAGACAGACCUUGGUUAUCUGUGAGGGAAAAAACAGGAAAACACAUGUCGUUCAAAGUUAUGUGUUAUAACAUUCUGUCGGACUCUCUUGCAAAAGGGACGAAGUAUGGCUACUGUCCUAGCUCAGCCCUGGCUUGGGACCACAGGAAACACCUCAUAAUGGAUCAGAUCGUUUCCUCAGGAGCUGAUAUCAUCGCGCUUCAAGAGGUUGAAACAGAUAAGUAUUACAACUACUUCUUGCCUGCGCUCAAGGCUCAAGGCUACGAGUCGUGUUUCUGUCCCAAAUCUCGAUCCAAAACUCUACCGGAGGAGGAACGUAAACAUGUGGACGGGUGUGCUAUCUUCUUCAACAAAACAAGAUUUGGACUGCACAAGGAGAAAUUUAUUGACUACUCUCAACUAGCUAUCGCAAACGCAGAGGGAGCAGAUGAUAUGAUCAACAGAGUCCAGACUAAAGAUAAUAUAGGCAUUGUCUGUUGCUUAGAUAUCAAGGAACCUAGUCAUGGAACGAGACAUAAUAAGCUGGUGGUCCUCAACACCCACAUUAACUGGGACCCCGAGUACUCAGACGUGAAACUCAUCCAGAACAUCAUGUUCAUGAACGAGGUGGAAACGUUUGUGAAGGAGAUAAAAGGUUCGUACAAUAUUCCUAUGGUGGUAGCAGGUGAUUUCAACUCGACCCCCGACUCUGCAGUCAUAGAGUUUCUGAUCAAGAGCCAAAUCAGUACCGAACAUCACGAGUUUCACGGCCUCAAGUACCACGGCUUUCUGAAGAAAGCUAAUGGGGAGUGUCUGGGCAACAAGAACGGCUCCAAACACUUCAAACACGGCUUCAAGCUCAAGUCCUGUUACUCUGAGGAUCUUAUGGAUAAGCUGAAGUACACCAACUACACCUACGAUUUUAAGGGGAUCCUGGAUCACAUCAUGCACUCCAAGGACUCACUCCGUACCGUGGGCGUGCUUGGAGGUAUAGACGUAGAGUGGUUAAAAGAAAACAAAAUCAUAGGCUGUCCCAACGUUCACUACCCUUCCGAUCAUUUCCCUUUAAUUUCAGAGUUGGAACUCAUUAACCCUAACUCGAGGUGACUUUCUUGUUCAACUUAAUGUAAACUUAUUUUCUUGCCUAACCAGUUUUCUUUCCUGAAACCUGGUUUCUUUUACACGAUAGCUCCUGUGUGUGAGCUGUCAAGUGUGGUUUAGCCGGUUUAGGCACCAUUCCGGCACCAUUCCGGCACUAUAGCCGGCACCAUUCCGGCUAUUCGAUAUUUAUUCUGCUUUCGAGACGAUCUAUAUUUAUACAGCCUUGUGUUUGAGUAGCUGUUUUCAAGAGUUUAAUCAUUUUUUUCGCGCUUCAAAGGAAAACCAUCCUCUUUUUAAGAUUAACUUCUAGUACUAGGCAUACUAUUAUACAUUUGUACCUACUCCAUUGUUCUUCUAUGGGAGUAAGAUGUUUUGUACAACUUUUGUAAGUAGCCUGUUUCCACGUAACACUUUUGUACGAAGUUGUGAGCUCUCUUAAUUAAGUUUGCUUUAUUAGUUUAAAUGCUUCUCAUUUUAAUUUCAAAAUAUAUUGUUCUGAUCAUAAAGAAUCCCAAAUGCGGAUAAGAAUUAAUGUAUUUGAUCUAUUUGUGGGGCAAGUGGCGACACCUAAAUCCUUUACAUUGAGCCACGUUUUAUUAUUUGUCACUUGAGAUCAUGACACCCUGACCAGAUGUGUAGUAAUACUAUAGGAGGGGGGGGGGGGGCUCCUACACUUCGUCCUACAGGGGGGGGGGGGGCUCCUGCAC